CUGUUGCGCCUUUUUCUCCACUCUGUCUGUGUGUGUAGACCAUUUCAGUUUGUUUGUGAUAUGUACAGCCUGUCAGGAAGUCCAGGACCCAGUUGCGCAGGGUGGGGACUCAAGGACUCAAGCUUUAUGAUGAGUUUGGAGGCUACUGUGGUGUUGAAUGCUGAGCUGUAAACUCAAAAACAUGGCAGAAAGUGACUGGGAUACCGUGACCAUACUGAGGAAGAAGGGACCAACUGUCGCACAGUCGAAGUCGAAACAGGCUGUUGCAGCAGCUCAAAGACGUGGAGAAGAACUUGAUACCACUAAGAAAUGGGCUGCAGGACAAAACAAACAGCACGUGAUCACCAAGAAUACAGCAAAGCUUGACAGAGAGACUGAAGAGCUUCAACACCAAAGAGUAUCUCUGGAGGUGGGCAAGGUCAUCCAACAAGGCCGGCAAAAUCAGGGCCUGACGCAGAAAGACCUGGCCACUAAAAUCAAUGAAAAACCACAGAUAAUUGGAGACUACGAAUCUGGAAAGGCUAUCCCCAAUAACCAAGUAAUGGGAAAGAUUGAAAGAGCAAUUGGACUGAAGUUGCGUGGGAAGGACAUUGGGAAACCCUUGGAGGCAGUCCCAAAGAAAAAGUGAAGGCAAUGCCUUGAAGCAGCUAGCCUACAGUACUACCACCACAGCUGACAGCCUUGUCAAUUCUCUGGAGCGCUAGCACAUCUUAACCAGUUUAUUUAAUUAACUCGGGCUGCUACUUUCUUUUACUGCGCUGAUUCCAGUAAUGAAUGUCAAGCUUGUGGGACCUGAUUUAAACAAUAUUGCAUAACUAAAUUCAAAUUUAUUGUGGUUUUGUUUUGCAUCUGGCUUUCAGCAAACCACAAGAAGAGAAUGGAUUUUAAUGAAUGGUUUUAAUGUCUUCAAAACUAUAUUCUAUACUCCCUGAGGUCUGUCUCCAUGCUCGUUGUGUGGUCAUUCCCUUUCAACUAGACAUGGAUAAGUUUGGCAUUUUGGCUAAAAUGUUUUAUUAUAGUGUAUGCUUUUCAAACAUUUAUGCAAGAAUGCUGCUUUCAUGGGCUGAUAUCUCCUGAAAAAGUGAUUUAUUCAAUCAAGGGCCUGAAGUUAAACUAAAUAAUAAAAUAUGGUAUAUGGAA
Molecule: messenger RNA, 1140 nt
Organism: Oncorhynchus keta (chum salmon)
Lineage: Eukaryota; Metazoa; Chordata; Actinopteri; Salmoniformes; Salmonidae
Product: endothelial differentiation-related factor 1 homolog
Exons: 6
Coding region: 158-628 (156 amino acids)
Cellular component (GO): nucleus
Molecular function (GO): DNA binding
Source: RefSeq, a predicted model, not a curated record